Microcebus murinus (gray mouse lemur) is the source of this 5781-nucleotide messenger RNA. RefSeq lists its product as uncharacterized. NCBI's taxonomy places the organism in Eukaryota, Metazoa, Chordata, Mammalia, Primates, Cheirogaleidae. The record is from RefSeq and is a predicted model, not a curated record.
AUGGGGGUGGGGGUCUGCAGAGAAGCUGUGCUAGACAGAGGGGCCCUCCCUCACUCCCUCUCCCUCUCCCCCCGCAUCCCUGCGCAGACACCGCCUUCUGCUCAGUGCUGUGCUAGGCUCUCUGCUGCAAGGUGCUGGGUGAGGCAGGUGGGCCUCCAGGGGCGUGGGCGAAGGGCUAUCAGAGGACCAGGGCUAUGUGUGUUGUGGGGGUCCCUUGCUGUGAACACAUCCCUCCCCACCGUGCUGGCAACUGGGAUCCCUCCAUCCGUCCCAGGCUUGGGGACCCAGUUUUCUCCAGCAGGGAGGGUGAAAGCCCCACAUUUAUCCCUGGAGAGUGGGGGGUUUGCAGAGGGGGAGUGAUCCCGGCUGAAGACACCUGGGCCUCUGCCCCGGGCUGACGGCAGGAGGGCCCAUGCCACCUUCUCUGCUUUCCCGGCUUGGCAUGAAAGGGGUCCCUUACCCCUCAUUCCUGACUCUUCUCCAGGGAUGCUCGUGCCUCCUUACCCGCCCCCCAGUCAAAUCUGUCCUGAGAUAGUUUGUCCCUGUCGAUGGCGAGGUGUGGCGUCUGGGGGGCUUGCCUUCUCUCCUGAGUGCUUUUGCCCCGGCAGAGAGGGGCCCAAGCUUCCUUCUGUGGGCGGAGGGGGCCUUUCAGGAGAAACAGGGCUUUCCUGGCCCCAGACUGGCUGUGCUAUGGCUGGUCCCAGGUUUACUCAGAAGAUGGGUCCUGAGAGGAGGAAGGGCAAGGAAUCUGUCUGUCACAUGUGAAGCCCACUGAUGCCACUGCCUGACAGAGCCACCUGGGGUCAGCAGUGACUGUUAACCCCUCAGCUCCUGAGUCCUCUUCCCUAGGGCACUGGUCCUGCUUUGUGGAAGGCUCGACCUGGGGUUCCCCACCCGGGGGCCCAUGUCCCUUAUCCGUCACUUGGGGUGAUGUCACACUUCCUCCCUGCCUGUCCCCCUCCCCAGGACACACUGAGAUGAAGGUCAGGAAAUCUGCUGCUCACAGAGCCAGGGCUAUGCAGUGGGGAGGGAUAGUUCUGGUCAAGUUGAGCCACUGCCUCAGCCUCAGUUUCCCCACACAGCACAAGCCUCUCUUCCUGACUCACACAGAGGACAGUGCUGAAGAUGGGACGAGGGGAUGCAGGGAAAGCACCCAGCACCUGUAAGUGCCGUCUGGAUGCAACCUGGGGGUCCUGGCUGUCCUCUCACCAGUUCUCCAGGCUGUGCGCCCUCCUGCCUCUCACGGGGCGCUGGCUCGAGACUGGGGCUGGGCUCGGUGAUUCUCAGGCUGACCCCUCAGGUCCGGGUGGGGCUGAGAUCCUGCCUUCCUCAGGAGCUCUCAGGCAGCUGCCUAGGGUUGGCUCUAGUUCUUGCUGCCCUUUAGAAUUGCCUGUGGAGUUAAAAAAAUACUGAAGCCCAGAUCCUAAAUUAUUUUUUUGUUUUCCUUUCCAGAUCAGACCUUAGGACUCAGACAGACUGGUUAAUUCUAAAUUUCUGGGGAUGAGGUGCAGACAGGUUAUCUGUUUCAAAGUUCCCUGGGAGGCCUUGCUCUCCCUCACAGGGGUCCCUGGGGCCUGGAGGCUGGGAGUGGCCCCCUGCCAGAGCCAGACUCGCCAGUGGGAGGGGAGUGGGUUUGGGCCCCCAGAGCUGGAGGCCAGGCCUGCAGGUUUUGCUGAGUUUCAGGGUGUGGCAGGAGAGGGGCUGUGUACUGGGGGGGGGGAGCGGAGGGCUGAUGGGCAUGGUUAGGGGUCAAGGGUCGAAACAGACAGAAACUACACUGGGAGUUUUAGCUCAGUCUGGGUGGGUCUACUGGGGCAUGUGUAGGAGCUCCCCUGAACAGUUUCCAGGCCACCCCCACCUCUGCACUGUGUCAUCCUCAGGCUGGGAUGUAGUGGAAAGUGACCUGGAGUCAGGAAAUCCUGCCACUGGUACCCAAGUGGCCUUGGGUGUAUUAUGCUAUUAAUCUCUCAGGACUUGGUUUUUGCAUGUGUCAAAUGUUGAUGCUUUUAUGUGCUCACUAUAUCCCCAAGUGGAUGAGAGAGUUAAAUAAGAACACACACACACACACACACACACACACACACACACACACACACGCGCCCCUAGCAUAGUAACUGCUCAAUAAAUGUUAGAGAAAAUAAUUCAGGUAUGAGGCCAGUCCUGGGAGGUGUGAACAGCACCCAGUUCAGGUCAAGUGCACCAGUGUUUACUGAGCAGCCCUGUGGCCUCACCUUCAGGGGUUUAUAAUCUGCCUGUUGAAUCCCAGCAUCAGAGCAGGGUGGUGUGUGACAAGCUCCUCCCCCAUGGCCUCCCCUGCAGCGCCCCCUUACCAGUGAGGGCGCCCCAGAGGGCCUGGCUCAGCUCUCAGGGCUCCUGGCAUUUGACUUCGUCCUCCCAACAACCCAAUGAGCAGGUGGUGUUGUUAUUCUCAUUCUAGGAGGGAAGCUAAGGCACAGCCAUUCAGCAAUGCUAGCUCAUCCAGCCUGUGGUGGUAGGGUAUGGCUUGGGACCUGUGGUGUACCCCCCAGCCCAGCGUCUGGCCACUUUGCUCUGUGGCCCCGAUAUCCAGGCACAGCCACAGGCCUGUGGCCUCCUUAUCCUCCCUCACUGGGCCUGGCGCUGGCUCUGCCUCCCCCUGGAGUGUUGUCCCUCCCUCUGUGCCUGGUGGCCACUGCUCCCUGCUUGCAGCCCAGCUGAGAGCCCCUCCUCAGGGACACACUUCUGGUGGCCUUGGUUGGCAUCUUCUCCUCUGUUACUUUCUCUGUUCUGGAGAAGGAGAAGGCGCCUUUGCAUGUGUGUCGCCUUCUUGCUGCACAGGCCAGUCUCACCUCCUGCUGGGAGCCCCUGAGGGCAGGGCCACGCUGGACCUUGGCUCAUGUUCCCCGAGUUGAGCUGCUGUCACAGUUCCAAGGAAGAAAAGAGCAGGGAGGCUGGAGCAGGCAGGAGGGGCUUCCUGGAGGUGGAGGGCCUGAACCCUAGGGGAAGAGGAUGGCAUUCCAGGGCCUGUCCCAACAGGGGCUCUCUCCCCUUCCUGCUUCUCGCCCAAGCUGAGGGUCCCAGACCCUGGCCAGCGAGGCAGUUCCUGGGGCCUGAACCUUCCUUCCCUCUCAACCCCACCCUCUCCGGGAACCAGGAAGCUGGGGCCAGUGCCCAGCUCUGCCUCGGGCGCCCGGCCUCUGCCCCCUUCUUAGAAGCCUUCAGAAGAGACUACCUGUUCUUGUCGUCUACACCCAGCUGCUGCAAAGCCCUUCCUGCCGUCGGCCCUGCGCCUCCCAGACUGCUGUGCUUCUGUGAGUGUCCGCUCUGUGCGGGGCAGCGGGCCAGGAGCUGGGCCAGGAGGUGACAGAGCCCAGCCCUGGCUUUGAGGAGCUCAGGGCUUGUUGGGAGAGACCUGCAAGGACACCAGGAACCUGGCACAGAUGAACGGGUGGCUGGAGCUGGGCCCCUGCAGCCCCAAGGGCUGGGUGGAGUCCCACUGGCUGCAGAGGCCCUGUGUUGCCUUGGCAACCUUUUUCCCUCCCUGGGCCUUAGUUUCCCCAUCUGUAAAAUGAGGAGCAGGCUAGAUUAUCUCUGAGGGCAUUUCCGAAUCUGAUAGCCCGUGAAUUAUAUUUCAGAACAAGAGGCCAGUGCCAGUGGCGUCUUGCACUGUGGUGGUCCUUAGAACAGUGACAGCUACCUCCUGAAAGACAGUGUCGUGGGCAAGCAUGUUUGGGAAACCCUGCUUGCUACGUCUUUUUAGAGAUGCAGGGCCUGUUCGUGUGUUACAAGUUCUAAGUUCUGCAGUUAAGAAACACUCUUUGUUUAAGAUAUGAGUCCUCAACUUAUUACUAUUAUUAUGAAUUUUUGAGGGUGGUGGUUUUGGCCUGCUCCAGAGAGAAAGCAGUCAGUUCAGGUGGACUCAGAGGCACCGUGGCCCCAAGAUGUGACGUCUCAUACCCUGGGGUGGCCCUGCCUUGGUCUCUAGCUCUGUUCAGCCUCAUUUGACAUUUACUGGGUGACUACUCCAUGCCAGUCCUGGGACAAGGACUGGGCUGAUAGAAUAUAGCUCCUGUCCAGCAAGUCCCUAUGUCCCUUAUGACUUCCGAGUCCUCACCUCCUUGCCCCUGAGUUUCCGUCCUGGUCAUCCCCUCCAACUCCUCUCCUCCAACUCUGGGGUCCUCCUGCUUCCUCUUCUCUCCCUCCCUCUUCCUCCCUCUCAGGAGUCCCUGAGGAGCUCUGAUGUCCCUUAGUGUGCUGUCCUCAACUCCUCAGUCCCCCGUAAUGCAGCACACAGCUCUACACCCCUAUCCCUACCCCACCCACCCCCUUGACCAAAGCUGCAGCCGUGCCCUCUCCCCCCAGCCCUGCCAUGUGGCCUAAGCCCUGCUGCCUGGACACCUGGCCUGGUGGCCGAGGCGCUGCCUCCUGCCUUGCUUACUGUCCAGCAGGACACUGUUCCUGCCAGGCUGUGUGGCUGGAGCUGGGUCCCUCUCACUCUCCUCUGUGGUGCCAAGCACAUAGAACAUGCUCAGUGAUGUAAGUGACUGAAUGGCUGGGCAGCGUGGUGCGGAGGCUGCUCAGUGCUCCUGAGCCAGAUGGCUCCAGGUUUGAACCCUGGCACCCCCAUUUAUUAGCUGUGUGUCCUUGGCAGGUGGCUGAAGGUCUCUGAGUCUCAGUUCCCUUCCAGGUCGUGGUGAGAGUUAAAUCAGAUAGCGCACGUAAACACUCAGGAUGGUGCCUGGCACGCGGUGGGGCCCAGUAAACGGCAGCUCUUGCCAUUAGCAUCUGGGGGAUCUGCCCAUGCAGGUGCCAUCGCCGGAUGUUCCCCCUUCUGCUCCCAGUAACCCUGGAGGAUGAGAGGGCAAGGACAGGAUGACAUCCCGCUAAACCCAAGCAGAAAGGGAAGUGAGUGACUGAGGUCGCCUGACUCUUUAGUCUUGGAACUGGACAUCUCUGCUGUGCUUUUUGCCCCGUGGGUCCCUGAGGACCCUCCCAGGCAAGGCUCUACUGUCUGCAGGGUGAAGACGGGGGAGUGUGCCUGGUCUUCAGGGAGCUCGUGGAUGAGCUGGGAGUUUGUCAUGUGUGCGCGCACCCGGGUUGAGACAGUGGCGAAGGCGGAGGGGAGGAGGGGGUUGGGAGUGGGGUAUUGGAUGGGCCUGUUGGUGUCACCCUGGUCUGAGCAGGGUGGGCUACACGUGGCUAAUGGGCACCGUUGUCCUUCCACCUCUGGCUGGGGCCUGCAGCUUGGGGGAAGGGCCUUGUCAAGGUGGCCCAGCUUAGGAGGUGUGGGAGGUGAUGACAGGACUGGGUCUUCUCCCUCUGAAUUCCCUGUCACUUUACUGUGUUAUCCAAGGUGUGGCCCAGGAUCAGCGUUGAGCAUGACCGGGCCUAGGCUGCCACCUUCCUGAUCUCACCUCUGUCCCCUGAAAGUGAAAAUGGGGUGAUCUGGUGGGAUUUUAGUGUUUGUGUGAGCAUGUAGGGCCCUCCCCUGCAAUAAAGUUUCCUUAUUCUUUGAUGAUGUCACUUUAUAAUGAAAAAGGGAGCUGAGUGACCGUGUGCCCAAGAUCUGGAGCCAGAGACACCAGAGUUCAAGGCUGGCCCUUGCCUGGCUUAAUGGUGGUGGGAUUGGGCCAAGUUACGAAAUUUUCCCUAGCCUCAGUCUGUGAAAUGAGAUAACAAUUCCAGCCUAGCAAUACCUGAAAUGUCACAAAGUAAAAUUAGGAAUGGCAAGUGCUCAGCAUAGCACCUGGGAUAGACACAGGAUGCAGUUGUGUCCUUCUGUCAUUUCACCUGUCAGUAACA